AUGGCUGCUCGAACAUUGGACAGAAUGCGCAAGGCUCAGUCCCUCCUUCGCGAAUGCCAUGACUGGCUUGUGGAAAACAACGAGAUGCUGCUAGCAGUAGAGAUGUGCCAGAUAGAAGGCAGCCUCGCACUUCUCUUCGAGAAAAGAUGUUUUGAAACUUCGCCAUGUCCUGGACUCCAAGAGGAGGAUCUUCCCCGCCUUCCCCCCUUUAAUGGCUACAGGCGCGGCACCCGCCGUGGAUCCUACAACGGCCACCGCAGGGCUCAUUUAGCCAACAGGGGCGGGAUGGAAGUUUCCACAGGUCGCGCCGGCGGCGGACAAAAUGUCCGCGCUCAGACAACAAGUACCUAUAAGAGUAUUUUGACCAAGUCGAACUGCCCUGAUGCUGGUCCCAAGGCGCCUCGAGCUCGAUCUGCCGUGACAGGAGCAUCGCCACCUAGAGGGGUGCUCUUGGAUUUCAACGACGACGUGGAAUUCGUCCAACUGCCACCAAGUAUGCUAGCCAACAUGAAAACAGCACAGACAGCCGUUCUCGAAACAAAAGGAAAUGAGAGCUCAUCGGGGUGGUUAGUUGGCUACAGCAGCGAUAAGCCAGCUCCGGGGGUCGAGGUCCGGCUGGACGGUGACGAUAAAUCCUUAUCCCAGACCAUUGCUCAUACGGCCCAUGCUGCCCCAGCAGAUCCAGAUACCCCUGUCGGCAGCUACUGUCCUCCCCCAGCGGUUGAAGGUGUUAUCCCAGUCUCAUCCCGACCAUAUCUGCCAGGUUCGCCCGCAUGCGACUCCAAGAAUUGUAAGGAGCCCCCUGUGUCGACCACCACAGGAGGUGUCACCGAAGGCAUGUUGAUUGAUCUUGAUGACGACCUUGCCGUCAUCCUUCCAGCUGGAACUGACGCCGGCACCGACAGCACUAUUCAUCCAGAAGAAAAGGAAGUUCUUGCAGCAGACCUUGAUUCCCGAGUUGAGCACAAUCAUCAACCAGAGGAUUUGGACGAAGAUGAAAUUGUUUUCCAGGGAAACGCAGCAAAGAUCCUUGGUCCGGAUUUCAAAGCCUUGUUUGUCAGUUCAGACGAUGACUCUCAAACUGCUCGUCGCCCUAUUGAUCUCAAAGCGAUUUUUGAGAAAUAUUCUGAGGUUGUCAUCUGUAGAUGA
Messenger RNA from Penicillium hordei, 1149 nucleotides. RefSeq lists its product as uncharacterized. Lineage: Eukaryota; Fungi; Ascomycota; Eurotiomycetes; Eurotiales; Aspergillaceae. The record is from RefSeq and is a predicted model, not a curated record. Bases 1 to 1149 code for a protein of 382 amino acids. The transcript is spliced from 3 exons.